AUGCACGAAUCUAUGAUGUCCCAUAUGGGUAUGGACCAGGAGCAACAUCACAAUCCACAAGAAAAUGGAUACGGCGGUGAAGGUUGGCCGGAAAUUGGUAGCAACUACAGUUCUUCACAACAUCAAUCACCAAUCUACGAAAAUAGGAUUCAAUAUGAUUAUAUGCAAUCUCAUCAUGGAUUGCCUACUGAACCUCAGUAUCCAAGAAUGGCCCCGCCGCCGACGACAUAUCCUACGCAUCACCAGCAACUUCUUCCUCUCAUAAUGCCAAAUCAUAACACGUGGCCGAGCAUGUUGACAAAUCCGGCAAACCCUCAAGUAAUGCCAGUUGCGAUUCCUCCUGCGAACUCUGGAAAGCUACCUCCAAAACUACCAGCUAGUCAUGCUACUCCGACUCCAAGGAAGACACUAACUGACAGUGAUCGAAGACGGAUGUGUCAAUAUCAUGAGGAUAAUCCUACUGUCAAGCAGACCGAGAUUGGAGCUAUGUUUGGUGUUGAACGAAGUACCGUCUCUAAAGUUUUACGCCAAAGAGAAAAGUAUCUUUUUCCUGAAGAUAGAAGCUUGUCUCCGGUUAAACGAGCCAAAGGAAAGUUCCCUGACAUCGAGAGGGCCCUUUCAAAUUGGGUGCGAAAUACCCAAAAGCAGGGAAUACCUCUUACCGAUGCUGCGAUUAAGGAGAAGGCAAGAUUCUUUGCCACCACUGUUGGCAACAACGAGAGUCACUUGAAAACAAAUAGCACAAGCUGGCUAGAGAAGUUCAAGCAGAAAAAUGGUAUAAGUAACCUCAGGAGAAGGGCAUCCGCGGCCGAUAUUGGCAGUCUUUCCGAACGCAUGGCAAUCAAUAUCAACUCAAGCAGAGGUCUCGGAUCGCGCAAAUCCAGUGGUGUGUCGCCUGCUUCGCCAUUACAGUCCCCUUUACCGUUGGCAUCCGCCAAGAGUAGUGAGGAUCUCAGGUCUCAUCAUAUGCAUGAUAGCUUGAACAGUUAUUUCGACUUUACACAAACAGCGAGCUACAAGCAACACUCAACUUCCCACAGCACAGUUUCUUUGUCUAGUGCAUUUACCGACAACAAUCCAUCGUCAUUUUCAGGAGGACCAACCAGUCCAACAACUCCAUUUUCAUUCUCUCCUGAUGGAAGUUCCGGGUCUUGGAUGCCAUCUCAGCAAUCUCGGGUAACCCAACAGUCAACGAACAACGGAAACGGCAAUUCGAUACUUUCGAUCACUGGAGAAGACUUGAACAAUGGGAUGGAUUCAAAUACUCCUGCUAGCAAUUUUCAACGUCCAAGAAGCCAAACCUUCCCCACUCUAGCAAUUGAUCCUUCAUUCAUCGCCUCGCAGGGUACAGAUCCUAUGACCCCAAAAUAUAAUCUACCGGACACAGCCCCUUCAUCAGCUGUCGAAUCGCCUGUUCAUGAAUUAGGCCCUCCUUUUGGAUUAGAUUCUGCAAUUUCGCCACGGUCUUUACAUCAUAGCAGCAGUAACAGCUCUAUGGCUCCCCCACCGGCAUCACUCACUCCCAUCAGCGGAUUACAAUCGCCUCCACACCUCUCAACACCGAACUCGCCUACUCAGGAUGAUGCACGCCGGGCGCUUGAUACUCUACUCAGUUUCUUUCAGCAAGCACCGACUGGGUUAGUGGAUCAGAAUGAGUAUCUGACGGUUCUAAAGUUAACCGAGAAGUUGCGAAUACAACAACAAAACCCUGGGCCUUCUUUACCUGGGGGCUUACAUCGGAUUUCGGAACAAGAAUGUGAGAAUCAACCGCAAAAUAUGAAGAUGGAGCAAUCCACGGCCUGUUAA
Messenger RNA from Sclerotinia borealis F-4128, 1806 nucleotides. The record is from the annotation of a GenBank genome assembly. NCBI's taxonomy places the organism in Eukaryota, Fungi, Ascomycota, Leotiomycetes, Helotiales, Sclerotiniaceae.